AUGAAUUUUCCUGCUUAUCUGAAUGCCUCUCAAGGGAUUCGACCCUGGCCGAUCGGUUGUAUUCAAGGACGACACUGGUACAAAUUCCUCAUCUCGAGCAUUUCCGUCCUGGCUGGAGGUGUCACAGCCGUCCUCGUGGCGAGGCUAAUGCUCUGGAUUGCCUUCAAAAUCCGCCUGCCCAGAUCUCACGAGGAACACCCAACUUGGCGGGGUAGGAAGGCCAAGAAGAGAAAUCUUGCUCAACGACCUACCAUUGGCGAUAUUGGAACGCAGUUGAAGGAAUGCCUAGGCGACUCACUGUCUGGUCAAAGGAUCAGUGGUCGAACCAUUCACAUCGUCGUCUUUGCCCUAAACGUUGGAUCUUUCUUUCUGUACGCACUGGAUGCCACUAUGUUGCAUUACGAACCUAAUCGACAGGGUCUCGAAAUAUGUGCUACAGUCCAUGUAGAUCCCUUCCAAAGAGUGGAUUUGAUAAUCAAUCUGAUCUUUCUGUGUUAUUUUCUGGUACGAUUCAUUGUCUCAGAUAAUAGGCUACUGUUUUGGUUUGAACUCUAUUCCCUAGUCGACGUUUUCACCAUUCCACCAGCCCUGUUGUCCCUCUAUCUUGGACGGAGUUGGCUGGGUCUGCGAUUUGUAAGGUGUCUCAGUAUCCUGAGCCUCACGGACGUCCUCCAGUACUUAAAUAUUAUCAAAUCAAGCACGGCUAUUCGACUAUCUCAUCUGGUCACGUUUUUUGCGGCCUUCGUGAUCUCAGCGUCAGGAUUUAUACACCUCGUCGAAAACUCCGGCGACCCACCGGAUUUCCUGAAUCAGCAGAAUUUCACCUACUUCGAAUGCCUCUACUUAACAAUAGUUACCAUGACAACCGUCGGCUACGGUGAUUUCACGUGUCAAACGACAACUGGAAGGGCUUUCAUGGUGGUGUUCAUUCUAGGCGCGCUUGCUGUGUUUGCCAAUGCUGUCCCGGAAAUCGCCGACAUCUUAGAUUCUCGCACGAAAUACGGCGGGACGUAUGUAACGAGACUGGGCAAGCCUCAUUUGAUCCUCUGCGGCCACAUUACAUUCACGAGUGUGAAAAAUUUUCUAUCUGAUUUUUUGCACAAAGACCGCGAGGACGUGGUCACUGAAAUUGUUAUUCUGGACCAGAAGGCGCCGAACUUGGAGAUGGAAGGCCUACUCAAACGCUAUGAAAAUCAAGUCCACUAUUUUCAGGUUAGUUGUGCUUUCAAACCCCUACUAAAAAUUUUAACUGAGGACUUAUUGUUAUCACACAAAAUCGUAACCCUGAUCUAUCGUGAGUUUGUCAAAAAUUGCAUAGAAAAUUAUAUUACCAUUCGCGUACUUGGCAACAAAUGCCAACAAAACCAGAGUAUUAAAUAUUCUAAAAAAUUUCACAAGAAUCUUUACAACCAUAUCAUUUUAACUUAA
Messenger RNA from Mesocestoides corti, 1428 nucleotides. NCBI's taxonomy places the organism in Eukaryota, Metazoa, Platyhelminthes, Cestoda, Cyclophyllidea, Mesocestoididae. The record is from the annotation of a GenBank genome assembly.